Molecule: messenger RNA, 961 nt
Organism: Nicrophorus vespilloides
Lineage: Eukaryota; Metazoa; Arthropoda; Insecta; Coleoptera; Silphidae
Exons: 3
Coding region: 96-575 (159 amino acids)
Biological process (GO): sleep; regulation of synaptic transmission, cholinergic; positive regulation of voltage-gated potassium channel activity
Source: RefSeq, a predicted model, not a curated record
CAACAACUAAACUAGUAAACGCCAGUCGCCGAAUCCGUCGGUGAAGCUCUUCGGAAGAGCAUCGAUCUCACCAGACGCAACGAACCGGCCGAGCCAUGCAGACCCUCGUCGUGGCAGGUCUCUUCCUCUUCGCCCUCUUUAAGAUUGGAUAUUGCAUAGACUGCUACAGCUGCAUAUCCAGCGAUAAUCCUGACUGCGUAGAUCCGGAAACCCAUCACCUGGAUAGGGUCCGAUGCGAUCAGAAGUCUCUCAGCGAUACGGAGAAGUUCGCCAAGAGUCUGACUCCUGAUUUUGGAAAGAUCUUCGAGGUUCAUAUCCACGAGCACCGCGUGCCUCUGAACUGCCUCAAGCAGGUGACCAAAGUUCAAGGUAGGGAGAUAAUUAUGAGAGGUUGUCAGCUUCCAAAGGACGAUAGACUUGACGUCUGCAAGAAGGUGUUCGAAAUGCCGCAAGGUGAGCUGAUCGACGUUAAGCAUUGCAGCCUGUGCGAUUCAGACGGAUGCAACGGGACAACAGGAAGAAUCGCCGAGGUCCUUCUAAUCCUUGCAGCUGUUCUUCUAACAAUCAUCCAUUAGAAUUGCACCAGGAUGGAAGUCGAAGUCGCAGAAGCAAUAAUCGUAAACAAAUAAUAAUAAUCAAUCAUUGACGGGAAAAAAAGCUUUAUACCAAAAAAAAACGCCAUGUACACUCCAUGUAACUCGAUACUCUACUUCUUAGCUUUCUAGUUGUUACAGGAAAAAAAAAUACAUCCAGAAAGAAUGGAAACACGAGUAAUUUAUUAUAAACGCUGAUGUAAAUAUAAUAUAAAUAUACACACUUCAAAGGAAAUCCGUGUUGAAUUUUUGCGGUCAAAACCUUUGUAGAAGAUUCGUGGUUCCCAUUGUACAUUCAGAUGCAAUCGCCGAUUUAAUGCACGGUUUUAUUUGAAGAUGUACGAAUGAUAGCGCAUUUAUUUAUCUAC